This is a messenger RNA of Colletotrichum destructivum, 1048 nucleotides long. RefSeq lists its product as uncharacterized. The coding region runs from base 406 to 837 and encodes 143 amino acids. The transcript has 3 exons. Lineage: Eukaryota; Fungi; Ascomycota; Sordariomycetes; Glomerellales; Glomerellaceae. The record is from RefSeq and is a predicted model, not a curated record.
CCCUUCUCAGUCUGCAGGGGAAGCUGGAGCAGACGCGUGUGUCGAGCAGGGCUGUCUCUGCUUGCGGUAGGCCCGCCAAUGACACAGUAAUAUUCGACCCGUUAUAGAGUUUGGGGAGCUUCCAUUGCGGCUCCGCCCCCUUUCCAUUGUGGGCGUGGGACGUUAGGAUGUAUGUAUAUAUAUACUCAAGUCUCCGCCGCGGCCGUACUGCAUAACGGCUUAUGGGUUAAAAACUCACCUCGGUCCAUCGUUCCAACAGCGCCGUCUCCUCGAACACUACAGCCUCGCGCAUCCAAGGAGAAAUUUCCCACGACGGUCCGCUCCUCGUAGCCCGGGAUCGCACGGCGGACAGACGCGUGAAAGGAGGAAAGGAAAAGAAAGAAGAAUAACAUCAAGAAGAGCAUAAUGUCCCGCUCGGUCUUGACACUCCUCAGCCUUGCCGGCCUCGCCGCCGCGGCAGUCGAUAUCACGGCCCUGAACAAGAACGUCUCGGCAACGUCCGGGACGGGUGCGGUUAGCGCAGCGGGGACACUGGAGCCGUUCGGCGGUGUCGGGGUCGGAUGCGGUAUCAACUGGGCUGAGGGAGAGAGCUACGGAGGCGGUCUGCAAUCUGGCUCCGAAUCCUUCGGCCUCGGCGGUGGGUUCACCAUCACCGAGAAAACGAUGACUAUCGGCCUCGGCAUCGGCAUCAACGGCCCGCUCAGUUUCAACACCACUGUCGACUACGAGGCCUCGACAAAUGGCAGCGCGAGUGUCGUCUUCACCUCGACCAAGGAGAUCAAGUGUGAGGAGACGACGGUGAACGGCCUCAAAGGCUUCCGGUGCACUUCGGCUUAGGACGGAUGGGGUAAGGGUAUUGAAUAGGGGAGAUGGAUGCAAUCUGGUAUCCGAGCGUGAAGAGUUCCUAAGUUUCUAUUAUUACCAAUAAAUCUACUGCCUUCCGGGAGACUUGAGAAUGCAGUUUCCAACCUGUAGAAGAUGGUGUCUGUCGGCUACCGUUGGGUGAGGAGUCUGCGAGAAACAGGAGGCCGAACCGUACGGUCCAUAU